Messenger RNA from Ochlerotatus camptorhynchus, 1476 nucleotides. RefSeq names its product transport and golgi organization 4 (gene Tango4). Gene Ontology annotation, cellular component: catalytic step 2 spliceosome; precatalytic spliceosome; Prp19 complex. Gene Ontology annotation, molecular function: protein binding. Gene Ontology annotation, biological process: mRNA splicing, via spliceosome. The transcript is spliced from 3 exons. Lineage: Eukaryota; Metazoa; Arthropoda; Insecta; Diptera; Culicidae. Bases 78 to 1457 code for a protein of 459 amino acids. The record is from RefSeq and is a predicted model, not a curated record.
UCGUAGAAUCAGAUCGAAGUUUAUCUUUAAAUAACUGCAGAAAAUACCGCUGAUUCCAUUCAAAAUUGUGCCCAACUAUGGAGGAAGUUCAACGCCACUCGGUUCACACGCUUGUGUUCCGUUCUUUGAAAAGAACGCACGAUUUUUUUGUAGCCAACCAAGCGUUGCUUCCGGAGAUUGAUGACCAACUGGAAAGGAUGAAAUAUUCUAUCAAAGCUCGCGAUUCAUAUGGGCUGAUAUUCGACCGUGCUGCAAAGGCUAAAAAUUCGGCAGUCAGACGAGGCGACAUCGGGAGAAUAGAUGUAACGCCAAAUCCAACGCAGGACCACAUGCUCGCGAUCACAGCCGGAGGUGAAGAGGAUCAAUCUGGAAAUACCCAAACUGCUCUUAUGUCAGCUACUAUACCGAGUACCCAGAGUUCCAAUUCCAACACCGUACAAAUAUUGCCUAAGAAGGCACCCACAAUUCCAAAGCCAAAGUGGCAUGCACCUUGGAAGUUGUGCCGUGUCAUUUCGGGUCACUUGGGAUGGGUGCGGUGCGUUGCUGUUGAACCUGGCAACGAAUGGUUUGCAACAGGAGCAGCGGACCGUGUUAUUAAAAUCUGGGAUUUGGCCAGUGGAAAGUUGAAACUCUCGCUCACGGGUCAUGUAAGUACCGUCCGUGGACUAUGCGUGAGUCCACGGCAUCCCUAUCUUUUCAGUUGCGGUGAAGAUCGACAGGUCAAGUGCUGGGAUUUGGAGUAUAAUAAAGUGAUUAGGCACUACCAUGGUCAUUUGUCGGCUGUGUACACUAUGGCGCUUCAUCCGACGAUAGAUGUCUUGAUAACGGCCGGACGAGAUUCGACGGCUCGUGUUUGGGAUAUGAGAACAAAAGCCAACAUUCACACCCUAGGCGGGCAUACCAACACAGUGGCGAGUGUGGUUUGUCAAGCGGUAAAUCCGCAGGUCAUAACUGGAAGUCACGACUCGACCGUACGUUUAUGGGACCUGGCUGCUGGUAAAAGCAUGAGCACAUUGACCAAUCACAAGAAAAGCGUCCGCAGCAUCGUGUUGCAUCCGUCGCUAUAUAUGUUUGCUUCUGCAUCGCCAGACAAUAUAAAACAGUGGCGUUGCCCGGAAGGAAACUUUAUUCAGAAUCUUAACGGACACAACUCGCUAGUAAAUGCGAUGGCAGUGAAUCCGGAAGGUGUUCUAGUGUCCGGUGGUGAUAACGGAACCAUGUUCUUCUGGGAUUGGCGUACGGGGUACAACUUCCAGCGUUUCCAGGCCGCAGUUCAACCGGGCUCGAUGGAUAGUGAGGCUGGUAUCUUUGCCAUGACAUUCGACAUGUCCGGAUCGAGACUCAUUACGACCGAAGCCGAUAAAACCAUCAAGAUAUACAAGGAGGACGACGAAGCAUCGGAAGAGUCGCACCCGGUCAAUUGGCGACCGGAGAUUAUCAAGCGAAGAAAGUAUUAAGCCGGAAGUGAUGGACCUG